This is a messenger RNA of Colletotrichum chrysophilum, 309 nucleotides long. RefSeq lists its product as uncharacterized. The record is from RefSeq and is a predicted model, not a curated record. The transcript is spliced from 2 exons. NCBI's taxonomy places the organism in Eukaryota, Fungi, Ascomycota, Sordariomycetes, Glomerellales, Glomerellaceae. The coding region runs from base 1 to 309 and encodes 102 amino acids.
AUGCUCCGGCAAGGAACAGCAUGGCUGCGAAAGGCGUUGGGCAUUGAGGACGAGACGAAGGACGAGGAGGAGGUUGGCAACGUCGGGUCGGCAUCGGGCACAGAGAGUCACCAAGACCACGACAAGGGCCCAGGGAAGCUUCUUCAACAAGGUGUGAACCUGGGAGCUGUUGCCUCUACUGCUGCUGCUGCACUGCGCUGCUGCACGUCGGUCUGCGGUGUAUGUGGGGAAUGGGUCCCCCCGACGUUGGCGCCGAAUCGUCUGUUCCACAGCGGGGAGGAAGACGGUGCGACGUGGGCGGGGGCUUGA